Messenger RNA from Gasterosteus aculeatus aculeatus (three-spined stickleback), 1586 nucleotides. RefSeq names its product peptidyl-prolyl cis-trans isomerase. NCBI's taxonomy places the organism in Eukaryota, Metazoa, Chordata, Actinopteri, Perciformes, Gasterosteidae. The record is from RefSeq and is a predicted model, not a curated record. Gene Ontology annotation, biological process: protein peptidyl-prolyl isomerization; protein folding. Gene Ontology annotation, cellular component: intracellular membrane-bounded organelle; cytoplasm. Gene Ontology annotation, molecular function: peptidyl-prolyl cis-trans isomerase activity; cyclosporin A binding.
CAAGUAGUAGAAGGUUUAUUGACUAAAUAAUGCACAUGAAAUGAUGUCAUAUAGUUGAAAGCAUCCACAUGAGAUAAAAAAAAAAAAUUAAAACUGCACCUAACACUUCCGGGUGGGUUUGAUUCUCACUGUUAUUAUUUACCCUUUUAUUUUGCCAUCUCAUGACGUCACUCGCAUCCCCACUCGCCCGUUGGUCCGUGCCGCCACCUCGCGGAUCAGUCCGCACCCGCGAUUGGCUACCGGCGGCCCCCACGUCACCGGGGCGGUCAGACCACCGGGAUAAAGAGAUGGAGCGCGCGCGCGUCCCCAUCACAAACCGCACAGACGCGCACGCGUGCACGAACAUGGGGAACCCCAGAGUUUUCUUUGACAUCACGAUCGAUGGAGGCAACGCGGGGAGGAUCGUAAUGGAGCUCCGGGCCGACGUCGUCCCAAAGACUGCAGAAAACUUCCGUGCCUUGUGCACCGGGGAGAAAGGAUUCGGCUACAGAGGCUCCACGUUCCACCGGCUCAUCCCCAAGUUCAUGUGCCAGGGCGGCGACUUCACCAACCACAACGGAACCGGCGGCAAGUCCAUCUACGGCGAGAAGUUCGCAGACGAGAACUUCCAGCUGAAGCACGAGGGCCCGGGGACGCUGUCCAUGGCCAACGCCGGGCCCAACACCAACGGCUCCCAGUUCUUCAUCUGCACCGACAAGACGGACUGGCUCGACAAGAAGCACGUGGUGUUCGGCAACGUGGUGGACGGCGCAGACGUGGUCAAGGCGAUGGAGAAGCAGGGCACGAAGAGCGGCACCCCGAAGGCCAAGGUCGUCAUCGCCGACUGCGGCGAGCUCAAGUAGCGCAACGGAGUCCGCACGUCCCCUUUAUUAGCUGCAUCCUGACAUGUGGUGUCUCCAGCAUCGUCCCCUUUAUUAGCCACGUCCCGACACCCGUGUGUCUCCAGCAUCGUCCCCUUCAUUAGACACGUCCCGACACCCAGCAUCGUCCCCUUUAUUAGCCACGUCCCGACACCCGUGUGUCUCCAGCAUCGUCCCCUUCAUUAGACACGUCCCGACACCCGUGUGUCUCCAGCAUCGUCCCCUUCAUUAGACACGUCCCGACACCCGUGUGUCUCCAGCAUCGUCCCCUUCAUUAGCCACGUCCCGACAUCCGUGUGUCUCCAUCAUUGUCCCCUUUAUUAGACACGUCCCGACACCCGUGUGUCUCCAACGUCGUCCCCUUCAUUAGCCACGUCCCGACACCCGUGUGUCUCCAGCAUUGUCCCCUUCAUUAGCCACGUCCCGACACCCGUGUGUCUCCAUCAUUGUCCCCUUUAUUAGACACGUCCCGACACCCGUGUGUCUCCAACGUCGUCCCCUUCAUUAGCCACGUCCCGACACCCGUGUGUCUCCAUCAUUGUCCCCUUUAUUAGACACGUCCCGACACCCGUGUGUCUCCAACGUCGUCCCCUUCAUUAGCCACGUCCCGACACCCGUGUGUCUCCAUCAUUGUCCCCUUCAUUAGACACGUGAGCCGUUCUUUGAGGACCACGUUUCUGGAUAAAACGAUGUUAAUGGGGUAAAUAAAAGUACUUGAAAGCUUAA